Molecule: messenger RNA, 3836 nt
Organism: Daucus carota subsp. sativus
Lineage: Eukaryota; Viridiplantae; Streptophyta; Magnoliopsida; Apiales; Apiaceae
Product: inositol hexakisphosphate and diphosphoinositol-pentakisphosphate kinase VIP2
Exons: 31
Coding region: 411-3674 (1087 amino acids)
Biological process (GO): inositol phosphate biosynthetic process; inositol metabolic process
Molecular function (GO): inositol hexakisphosphate kinase activity; 5-diphosphoinositol pentakisphosphate 1-kinase activity; diphosphoinositol pentakisphosphate kinase activity
Source: RefSeq, a predicted model, not a curated record
UAUACUUACAGUAUAUUCAUGAAUCCCCACUCUAUCCCUCACCCUCUCCUUUUCUUUCAAUACUUUUUAAUAUACUUUAAUUUUUUUCAAUAAUAACCCCCUACUUUUAUUAUUUCUAACGCUAUAAUAAAAGAAAAAGAAAAAUAUCUGGACCGUGGCGUGACCCUAUUUCUCGUGAUUCCCGUAAAGGAUGAGCCAUAUAUAGAUACACCACCAUAUACGUAUAUAUAGCGAGAUACAUACUGCACCAUAUCACCACCUCCUCAUUCAUUACUAGUUCAUUCAACAGGUUACCUAAAACGUCGCCGUUUACAUUUCCGUUCCGCUCGGGAUUCUUGCUGCUUCUCUUCAACCAUUCUGCUUAUAAAACCGCAGCGCAGCAAAGAGAUAGAUAGAGAUACACGAGAGUGAUGGAGGCGGAAGAGGGGAAAUCGAUAGACACAACAAACACAAAUACUAAUACAAAUCCAUUUAAAAUUACCAUUGGUGUUUGUGUAAUGGAAAAGAAGGUGAAAUGCGGCUCCGAGGUUUUCUCGGGGCCUAUGGGGCAGAUUUUGGAUAGGCUACAAGCAUUCGGUGAAUUUGAGAUCAUACAUUUUGGUGAUAAGGUUAUUCUUGAAGAGCCAAUUGAGAGGUGGCCCAUAUGUGAUUGCUUGAUUGCUUUCUACUCCUCUGGGUAUCCUCUUCAAAAAGCGGAAGCAUAUGCUGCUUUAAGAAAGCCUUUCCUUGUAAAUGAAUUGGAUCCUCAAUACCUGCUUCAUGAUCGAAGAAAAGUAUACGAGCGUCUUGAACUGUAUGGUAUUCCUGUUCCGAGAUACGCUCUCGUUAAUAGAGAUGUGCCAUAUGAGGACCUGGAUUUUUUUGUUGAGGAAGAGGAUUUUGUUGAGGUUCAUGGGAAUCGUUUUUGGAAGCCUUUUGUGGAAAAACCAGUUGAUGGUGACAACCACAGCAUAAUGAUAUAUUACCCUAGUUCAGCAGGUGGGGGCAUGAAAGAAUUAUUCAGAAAGGUUGGUAAUCGGUCUAGUGAGUUUCAUCCAGAAGUAAGAAGAGUGAGGCGUGAGGGCUCAUAUCUAUAUGAGGAGUUUAUGCCAACUGGAGGAACUGAUGUUAAGGUUUAUACUGUAGGCCCUGAAUAUGCACAUGCAGAGGCAAGGAAGUCUCCUGUUGUUGAUGGCGUUGUUAUGAGAAAUCAUGAUGGAAAAGAAGUUAGGUAUCCUGUACUUCUCACUCCAAAUGAGAAGCAGAUGGCAAGGGAGGUUUGCAUUGCAUUCAGGCAAUCAGUUUGUGGUUUUGACCUGUUGCGUUGUGAAGGCCGCUCAUACGUGUGCGAUGUAAACGGGUGGAGCUUCGUAAAGAAUUCCUACAAGUAUUAUGACGAUGCUGCUUGCGUGUUGAGAAAGAUGUUCCUAGAUGCAAAAGCCCCCCAUCUUUCAUCGACAAUUCCUCCGAUUUUGCCUUGGAAAGUUAAUGAACCGGUUCAACCUUCUGAGGGACUCACACGCCAGGGAAGUGGAAUUAUAGGCACAUUUGGACAGUCCGAGGAGCUACGUUGUGUUAUUACUAUUAUGAGACAUGGCGAUAGAACUCCAAAGCAGAAAGUAAAGCUGAAGGUGACUGAAGAAAAGCUAUUGAAUUUGAUGCUUAAAUACAAUGGGGGAAGACCUAGAGCUGAGACAAAACUUAAAAGUGCUGUGCAGUUGCAAGACCUUUUGGAUGCUACAAGAAUUCUGGUUCCACGAUCCAGGCCUGGCCGGGAAAGUGAUAGUGAGGCAGAAGACAUCGAGCAUGCUGAAAAACUGCGUCAAGUUAAAGCGGUUCUGGAGGAGGGAGGGCAUUUUUCUGGCAUUUACAGGAAGGUUCAACUAAAACCUCUAAAAUGGGUUAAAAUUGCAAAAGCUAAUGGUGAAGGUGAAGAUGAAAGACCUGCUGAAGCCUUGAUGGUUCUUAAAUAUGGGGGUGUUCUUACACAUGCUGGCAGGAAACAGGCAGAAGAACUGGGAAGAUAUUUCCGAAACAAUAUGUAUCCAGGAGAAGGUACCGGUCUGCUUCGUCUGCACAGCACAUAUCGUCAUGAUCUGAAAAUAUAUAGCUCAGAUGAAGGCCGUGUACAGAUGUCAGCUGCUGCAUUUGCAAAGGGCCUCCUUGAUUUAGAAGGACAAUUAACCCCAAUUUUGGUUUCACUUGUUAGCAAGGACUCCUCUAUGUUGGAUGGACUUGAGAAUGCCAGUAUUGAAAUGGAAGAAGCUAAGGCUAGGUUGAAUGAAAUAAUAACAUCUGGAGCAAAGACAACUCAAAGCAACGGAUCACCUGCAAAACCUUGGAUGGUUGAUGGAGCUGGGCUUCCUCCAAAUGCUUCAGAACUUCUCCCAAAAUUGGUGAAGUUGACAAAGAAGGUCACCGAACAAGUGCGGCUGCUUGCUAAGGAUGAAGAUGAGAAUUUGGCAGAAAAGAGCUCGUAUGAUGUUAUUCUCCCAUACGAUCAAGCAAGGGCAUUAGGUAAAACAAAUAUAGAUGUUGAUCGUAUUGCUGCUGGAUUACCCUGUGGCAGCGAGGGAUUUCUUUUAAUGUAUGCUCGAUGGAGAAAACUUGAGAGAGACCUAUAUAAUGAACGAAAGGAGCGUUUUGACAUUACACAAAUUCCAGAUGUUUAUGACUCAUGCAAGUAUGAUCUCUUGCACAAUGCGCAUCUUAAUGUAGAAGGGUUGGAUGAACUCUUCAAAGUUGCUCAGUUACUUGCAGACGGUGUUAUUCCCAAUGAGUAUGGUAUUAAUCCAAAGCAGAAACUGAAGAUUGGCUCAAAGAUUGCUCGACGCUUGCUUGGUAAAAUAUUGAUUGAUCUGAGGAACACUCGUGAGGAAGCAAUCAGUGUUGCUGAACUAAAGAGUAAUCAGGAGCAAGAAUCAACAAUUAAUACCACCUUUACAGAACCACCACCAGUGAAGACUGAGAAAGAGGCAACAGUCAACAAGACAACAAAAGAAGAACAGGAUCAUCAACGAAUAUCUCAUAUUCGAAUGGAGGACACCAGGAGGAACAGCUUCACAAGUGACAUGUCGAUGGAUCAGGAGGAGGAUGAUGACAAAGAGAUCAAAUACCGGUUGGAUCCAAAAUAUGCAAAUGUGAGGACACCGGAUAGACAUGUUCGAACGCGCCUUUACUUCACAUCUGAAUCACAUAUUCACUCUUUGAUGAAUGUUCUUCGCUACUGUAACUUGGAUGAAUCACUUCAAGGAGAGGAUAGCAUGUUCUGUGACAAUGCUUUGGAACGCCUAUUUAAAACAAAGGAGCUUGACUACAUGAGUUAUAUUGUUUUGAGAAUGUUUGAAAACACGGAGUUGCCUUUAGAAGAUCCCAAGCGCUUCCGUAUAGAAAUGACUUUUAGCCGUGGUGCAGAUUUAUCACCUUUGGAGAAGAAUGAUAGUGAGGCUACUUCAUUGCAUCAAGAGCACACAUUACCGAUAAUGGGGCCAGAGAGACUGCAAGAAGCAGGGUCAUAUCUGACACUAGAGAAGAUGGAAGCAAUGGCUCGGCCGUUUGCUAUGCCGGCCGAAGAUUUCCCCCCGCCAUCAACUCCACAGGGAUUCUCAGGGUACUUCUCCAAAAGUGCAGCUGUAUUAGAGCGCUUGGUCAACCUUUGGCCCUUUCAUAAGCAUGGAAAUACCAAUGGGAAGUAACACUUAGUUUAGCUAUGUCCACCUCUUUCCCCUCCCUUGAUAUUAUGUUCUUUAGAUCUUGUAUAUCUGUAACUCUGGCCAGUUGGUGUACUUGUUAUUAAGUGAAAUUUUGACUUGAACAAAGAACUUUUAGCAUCGCAAAUUGUCUAUGCGCUUACCUUC